Pelobates fuscus (common spadefoot toad) is the source of this 2949-nucleotide messenger RNA. RefSeq names its product serine/threonine-protein kinase N2-like. Gene Ontology annotation, cellular component: nucleus; cytoplasm. Gene Ontology annotation, biological process: protein phosphorylation; signal transduction. Gene Ontology annotation, molecular function: protein serine/threonine kinase activity; ATP binding. The record is from RefSeq and is a predicted model, not a curated record. Lineage: Eukaryota; Metazoa; Chordata; Amphibia; Anura; Pelobatidae. The transcript is spliced from 18 exons. The coding region runs from base 1 to 2949 and encodes 982 amino acids.
AUGGCAACACUCUGCGGCAUGCAAAGCAAGCCGGAACAUUGCCGUGGCAACCCAACAACCGCACUCUCUCAGCUCGUGGGAGGAGAGAACAGUACCUGCAGCUGCUGGAGUGGAGAUUACAGUUCUGGACCACCGGACCACCGGACCACCAGGGGAUUAAGAAUCCUCGCUCCAUACCCACAGGAUCAGAAACAUCUUGGUGAUGCUCAUAAAAAGCUCCAAGACUGCAAUAGAAAAACAGAAAUUCUCCAACAAAAACCUUUGGAUAAAGCAACACCUGCAAUAAGUCCAUUGGAGCAGCGCAUUGAGGAGUUGAGCCACCGUUUCGUGAUUGAGCGUGCCGUGGCUGAAGGAGCCAAAUGCGCCGUCAAGGCAUUACAUCCCGGGAAAGAACUUGUUCAGGCUCAAGCAGCACUACACGAGUCAAAUGAAAAGCUGGACCUCCUCAAAUAUGCCUUGGAGGAACGAGUGAAAGAACUUCCUCGUGGCCAUCCCAGGAAGUGUAUUACCACCGAGGAGCUGUCCCUUGACUCUGUGCAGAGCCAAUUUGGAACAAGGCCCCAGCCCACUGCACUAACAGGCACCCUGGAAUUGCGACUCAAGGGCUGUCUAGAUAUUCUGGAGAAUGUACCUAGCAGACUAAAGGACCUGUCACAUGUUAUCCCUGGCAGGAGUCCGCGUCGAGGAAGAUUCUCAUUUAUGAACAAAAUAAGAAGAAACAACCUCUGUGCUCAGUUGAAGAUUGACCACAUUUUAAAGGGUUCUACAAGUUGGAAAACUGUGUCUAAUCCAUCCUGGGAUGAAACUUUUAAACUGGAUUUGAAUAAGUCUCGAGAACUAGAAUUAUCAUUGUACUGGCAUGACCGGAGAUCACUGUGUGCCACCAAGACUCUGAGGUUAGAAGAAUUUCUGGUCAACCAGAAACAGGAACUGUGCCUACAGCUGGAGCCACAGGGCAUCCUUUUCAUUGAGGUGGAAUUUUCAUUUCCUUUACCCCAGAAAAGGACCAAACUUCAGAAGCUUAAGAAAUUGUUCUCCAUAAAAAAAGGAAAUACCAUCCAUCCAGCUGCAGAAAAUAUUGCAGUAAUUGACUCUCUUCUGUUGUCUGUAGAGGACACUGAGAGUGUGAAGCCAUCAAUACCCCUUCCAUUGGCAGUAGCGGACACUGACAGCUUGGAGCUUUCACCACCAGCUGUCACUUCCUUUACAGAAGAGAUCAUUAAACCAUCUCCAGAGGAAGAUACAAUAAUUGAUCCUCUUCCAUUGGCGGUAGCGGACACUGACAGCUUGGAACUAUCACCACCAGCUGUUACUUCCUUUACAGAAGAGAUCACUAAACCAUCUCCAGAGGAAGAUAAAAUUAUUGAUCCUCUUCCAUUGGCAGUAGCGGACACUUACAGCUUGGAGCUACCACCACCAGCUGUACCUUCCUUUACAGAAGAGAUCAUUAAACCAUCUCCAGAGGAAGAUAAAAUUAUUGAUCCUCUUCCAUUGUCAGUAGCGGACACUUACAGCUUGGAGCUACCACCACCAGCUGUCACUUCCUUUACAGAAGACAUCAUCCAACCAUCUCCAGAGGAAGAUAAUAUUAUUAAUUCUCUUUCAUUGUCAGUAGUGGACACUAACAGCUUGGAGCUAUCACUACCAGCUGUUACUUCCUUUACAGAAGACAUCAUCCAACCAUCUCUAGAGGAAGUUGUAAUUAUUGAUAAUGCUCCACUGCCAGUAGCGGACCCAGAGAGUGUGGAGCAAUCACCUAGAGCUGACGCUGCCAUUAUAGAAGAGGCUAUUGAACCACUUCCAGAGGACAAUGAUGCUCUUUCAUUGACAAAAGAGGACUCAAAAAACCAAGAGCCAUCAUCACCAACUAGGAGAGGUGUAUGCAUAAUUUCAAAUAUUUUCUUUUUUAAACUUGUUCUUUUUCUUUGCAGUAUUGUGCAAAUAGCUGACCUGACCCUUCAGGAUUUUGAUUGUCUCUCUGUGCUGGGCCAAGGAAGAUUUGGAAAGGUCCUGCUUGCCAAGUACAAGUAUACAAAGUCCGCAUUUGCAUUAAAAGCUUUGAAGAAAAAAGACAUCAUUGCAGAUCAUGCUGUCCAUAGGCUUGCAGAUGAGAAGUACAUCAUGCAGAUCGUAAGCAGCAUACGACACCCUUUCCUUGUUAAUCUCUUCGCAAGUUUCCAGACUCCAGAUUAUGUCUGCUUUGUGAUGGAGUAUGCUGCUGGUGGAGACCUUCUAGCAAAUAUUAAGAAAAACAACUUUUGCCCAUUUUCAGAAAACAAAGCUAUGUUCUAUGUUGCAUGCUGUGUGCUGGGCCUAGAAUUCUUGCACAAAGCCAAUAUUGCUCACAGAGAUAUCAAACUGGAAAAUAUUGUUAUCGACAAGCACGGAUAUGCCAAAAUCACAGACUUCGGUCUUUGCAAAGAAGGGAUGGGAUACAGAAAUCGAACCAGAACAUUUUGUGGCACCCUGGAUUAUAUGGCACCUGAAAUGGUUAUGAGAAGAUCAUACACAAGAUCUAUCGACUGGUGGAGUCUUGGCGUUGUUACUUACAUGAUGCUGACUUCAGCGUUACCCUUCCCAGGUGAUGACAGAAAAGAGGUGAUGAGUCAAAUAGUCUACACUGAAUCCUACUAUCCGGAGUUCCUAUCUGUGGAAGCAGUCUCAAUAAUAAGAGGUCUUUUAAAUAAAAAUCCCAGAGCCCGUCUCGGUUCCAGCAAGGAUGACUCCAUGGAUUUGAAGUUACAUCCUUUCUUCGAAGACCUAAACUGGUAUGCGUUGCUGUGCAAAAUGAUCAAACCACCAUAUGUGCCAGAGAUCGCCCGACUAGAUGACGUUAGUAACUUCGACAGAAGAUAUACAUCACAGGCCCCCAUUUUACUACCAUCAGAAGAGCCACUGACAGCUGAAGAGCAAGAUCUGUUCCAAGGUUUUGACUGGGAGGUCGACUAG